Haplochromis burtoni (Burton's mouthbrooder) is the source of this 1199-nucleotide messenger RNA. RefSeq names its product protein mono-ADP-ribosyltransferase PARP14-like. The record is from RefSeq and is a predicted model, not a curated record. Gene Ontology annotation, biological process: negative regulation of gene expression. Gene Ontology annotation, cellular component: nucleus; cytoplasm. Lineage: Eukaryota; Metazoa; Chordata; Actinopteri; Cichliformes; Cichlidae. Gene Ontology annotation, molecular function: transcription corepressor activity.
AGCCCAACAAGCAGCGGCCGUGUCUCAGACUCAUCGUCAGACUCAGAGACGCCUCAGGCUGAACCUGGAGCUGCUGCUGCCAGCAAAGAGGACUCAGAGUCGUCUCAGAGCUGUGCGGUGGUUUUGGAAAACGUCACAGACAACAUGUCCACAGAUCUGCUCUCCAUGCUGGUGGAGAACAUCUGCAGGUUGGAUGAGAACGGCUACAGCAUGGAGAGGAUCCUGGAAUCCAACAAAGCUGUGGUCACCUUCAGCAGCCCUGCAGACUCAGAGUCGUCUCAGAGCUGUGCGGUGGUUUUGGAAAACGUCACAGACAACAUGUCCACAGAUCUGCUCUCCAUGCUGGUGGAGAACAUCUGCAGGUUGGAUGAGAACGGCUACAGCAUGGAGAGGAUCCUGGAAUCCAACAAAGCUGUGGUCACCUUCAGCAGCCCUGCAGAUGUGGAGAGAUUCCUCUCUGUAAGCCAGACCAGCUCAAAGAUGAAGAAGCAUGGACUGACCGCUCGGCCUCUGGAGGCGGCAACGAACAUCCGAGUGGAGAGUCUUCCUCCGACUGUGGUGAAAGACAUACUGGAGUUGUAUUUUGAGAAGACUUGGACUCAUCCCAAAAACAUCAUCAUGAUCCCAAAAGAAAAGGCUGCCAUCAUCACUUUCAGUGAUCCUAAAGUUGUGGAAAAGAUUUGCGUUAAAAAAGACCUCGAGUUGAAGUCUAUCACAGUGAAGGUAUAUCCAUACUAUGAGUCACUGGGAACCGCCUUGUACAGCAAAGAACGCCCAACAUGGAAGAUGCCCGAGCCCUUCACAGAGCCUGUUCACCACAUUAUCUGGAAAUUCCUUGUGGAGAAGAAACUAUCAGAACACAUCAAUGAUCAGAUGCGUCCACACUUCUGCAGAGUGGAUUUGAAUGGCCCCGACGUGAAACUCAGCCCUGUGCCGGAGUUUUUGAGGCAGCAAGGUCUGACUGCAGAACAUUUAGAAAACUGGAUGAGUAAGGCCCAACAUGCCUUCCGUCACCUGAUGUCUCAGUACAGAGCAUUCAUAUGUCACGUAAAUACACCGGGAUGGAGAGCUGCAGAGAAAGAUGUCCGUUCGGUUGUGAAGGAAGAUGCCAUCCUGGUGCUGGAUGCAUCACAAGGGGUUCUGACUGUUGCUGGCCGAGCUGAUGAUAUAAAACGAAUCAGGGCUCCUGUGGAGAAGAU